CUUCGGCGAUGAGCGCGAAUUCUGAAAGCUCGACCUCGUCGAACCUCCUAACAACUAGCAACUAGAGUACUCGACAAGGAUAAACACAUUCAAAUUCUCAUAGCUAGCAACUGCCCGUGAGCUUCUGGAUACAUCACCAAGAUGCGGACUACAGAAUACUAUAAACCAGAGGAGCUACCGGAACCAGAGGUCUUGACCAUGAGGCAGAUGCUGGACGAGAUGGAAGAGGUUCAUGUUCUGGCUCCUCUUGUACGGUGUUCUAAGCUUCCUUUCAGGCAUCUGGUAUCGAUGUAUGAGACCCAUGUCACACAUACACCUAUGAUGCUAGCCCCUGAAUUUUCCAGAGCACAAACGGCGAGGAUCAGCGAUUUCGCAUCGAGUCACUCCGAACGAGGGGUCUUUUGGAUGAAACCGAGAAAGACGGGUGGACGGCAAGAAGAGUACGAUGAGCUCGGGCGCUCGAACGCCGAUUCGGGUCUAGAGGCGAAUACCUUCGCUUCCUCAUCUGCAUCAUCAUCAAGAACGACAACGGUGGAUCGAUUUCCGGCUGUCAAAUCCUCCAGAAGAAGCCCAUCGAGCUUGAACCCACCUUCACCUGAUCACCGACUAGUCAGGGGGAAUCUUAUAGCGCAAUUCGCUUCCAACAACGGGAAGUCGUUGGCGGAUGCUUGUGAGAUCAUCAGUGUACUACCCGAGACAACUACAGACGAAGACGAGGACAACGCGAAGACGGGAGGGUUCGUUGGCGAGGAGCAGGCGCCAGUGGAUGAGCCGGUGAGGUCGGAAAGGUUGGUAGACGGGGUGGACCUGAAUUGUGGCUGCCCACAACCAUGGGCCUACUCCGAAGGCAUAGGCUCGGCACUACUACGUAAACCGGACUUAGUGGCGGAUAUGGUCAAACAGGUGCACGCUCGGAUGGGGGACGAUUUCGCUAUCAGCGUGAAGAUUCGGGUCGACGAUAAACCGGAAUUGACAGAGAGGUUGGUCCAGACCGCGAUCCAUGCCAACGUGACCCAUCUGACGAUUCACGGUCGGACCCGCCAUCAACCCUCGACCGCGCCCGUCUCCCUCCCCGGUAUCAGAUUCGCCGUCGAAUGCGCCAAGGGGGAAGUACCGUGCGUAGGGAACGGGGAUAUCUGGGAAUAUGGGGAUGUGGAUGACAUGAGGCGGGUGACGGGGGUCAAGGGCGUAAUGGCGGCGAGGGGUCUUUUGGCCAAUCCUGCAUUAUUCGCCGGCUACUCGAGUACCCCAAAGCACGCCGUUGAGAACUUUGUCGAGUUGGCCACGUCUUACGGCUUGGCAUACAACCUCUUUCAACGGCACGUUUCCUACAUGCUCGAAAGCACAAUGUCAAAGCACGACCGACUCUAUCUGAACAGCCUGGGAUCAUACUCCGGGAUAACGGAUUGGCUCGAAGAUCGAGGCCUGCAGUUCUCGGGCCGAUGUUGAUAUCAAUAUCCAUUAUAAUCUCUCUAUUAUACAUAUUAUGACGAUCGGCCGU
Messenger RNA from Filobasidium floriforme, 1501 nucleotides. RefSeq lists its product as uncharacterized. The transcript has 8 exons. Gene Ontology annotation, biological process: tRNA processing. Bases 142 to 1449 code for a protein of 435 amino acids. NCBI's taxonomy places the organism in Eukaryota, Fungi, Basidiomycota, Tremellomycetes, Filobasidiales, Filobasidiaceae. Gene Ontology annotation, molecular function: flavin adenine dinucleotide binding; tRNA dihydrouridine synthase activity. The record is from RefSeq and is a predicted model, not a curated record.